CACGCCUUGUCAGUCUUACAAACAAAUCUGCCUUUACCCUUUCUUGGAGAACGAGGUUGUUUUCUCACUUGGAGAACGAGGUUGUGUUUGUGUAGGUCGGUCAAAUCUCCAGCAGAUAAUUAUCCCCCUCAAAAAAAAAAAAAAACAGAGAUUCCAAAUCGAAUCAAUCCUUUUUUUCCCACUUUUUUUUUUUUUUUUGGUGUUGUAUAGGAACUAUUGAUGGAGGGGUUUACAUAAAUUACGUGGGGGGGGAGUUCAAUUCCAAAGAGAGAUCCUUUUCUUAAUUUGUCACCUUCUGUGUUCUUGGGAGGGGGGGUAACAUUAAUUGCUACAGAACCUUUCCAUUUUACGAUUAGUUUCCUCGAAAAACCAAUAGCCAUAAUAACAAUCAACCCUUUACGGAUUGGCUGAUCCGGGAAUUGCCCUUUUGCUGUUUCUUUGUGAAGGGGGGCUGGAAACUGUUUCUGGGUAUUGGUUUUGAUCGAUUUGGGGUUCGGAUUGGUUGGGAAAGUUUGCGUAUUUCUGAGGGAUUUGCAAUGGCAGACGGCCCUAUGGAACAGUCCAACAUGGACGUGGUGGAGGCUCCAUUGAUGGAGGAUCAGCACUCUAAGGAUGCGAAGAUGAGUGAUAAUGCAUCGGAAUGCUCAGGCAGUCCUCGGAGUCGAACAGUAUCAGCUAGAUGGGAUCCUUCUGAAGCCUGUAGGCCUGUGCUCGAUGAAGCUCCCGUAUUUUAUCCGACUGUGAAGGAAUUUGAAGAUACCCUCGGCUACAUAGCAAAGAUCCGCUCUAAGGCUGAGUCAUAUGGAAUAUGCCGGAUAGUUCCCCCUGCUUCUUGGAAACCUCCUUGCCUUCUUAAACAGAAAGAUAUCUGGGAAGGUGCUAAAUUUUCGACUCGAAUUAUGCAAGUGGACUUGCUUCAGAAUCGAGAGCCCAUGAGGAAAAAAACCCGUGGUCGGAAGCGGAAGCGCAAGGGGAACUGUCGAAUGACAAAGAAUAAGCAGAGUGCCACUUCUAACUCGGAUUGCUAUGCGACUCCUGCAUCUGAGGAGAAGUUCGGGUUCCAGACGGGGGCAGAUUUUACACUCGCAGAGUUUCAAAAAUUUGCUCUUGGCUUUAAACAGUCUUAUUUUGAAGUGAAGGACUCAGCUGCAGCAAAGAGUAUUGGGUGGGAGCCUACAGUGGACGAUAUUGAGGGUGAGUAUUGGCGGAUCAUUGAGCAACCAACAGAUGAAGUCGAGGUAUAUUAUGGAGCUGACCUGGAAACAGGAACAUUUGGAAGUGGAUUUCCAAAAUCUACCUCGACUUCAACUGAUGGUGACUCGGAUAAAUAUGUAAAGUCAGGGUGGAAUCUGAAUAACUUUCCACGGCUGCCUGGUUCAGUGUUAUCUUUCGAGGAGAGUCAUAUCUCAGGGGUUUUAGUGCCAUGGCUCUAUGUUGGGAUGUGCUUUUCAUCAUUUUGUUGGCAUGUUGAAGACCAUCACCUCUACUCGCUCAAUUAUCUUCACUUUGGGGACGCAAAAGUAUGGUAUGGGGUUCCCGGAAGCCAUGCCACCAAGUUGGAGAGAGUUAUGCGGAAGCAUCUACCCGAUCUUUUUGAAGAACAACCUCAUCUACUUAAUGAGCUGGUGACUCAGUUGUCCCCGUCUAUCUUAAAGGCCGAGGGGGUCCCAGUGUAUCGGGCAGUCCAGUGCUCUGGGGAAUUUGUCCUCACAUUCCCGAGGGCUUACCAUGCUGGGUUCAACUGUGGGUUUAACUGUGCUGAAGCAGUCAACGUGGCACCAGUUGAUUGGUUAGAACAUGGGCAGAAUGCAGUGGAGUUGUACAGCAAGCAGUGUCGCAAGACUUCAAUCUCUCAUGACAAACUGCUCUUUAUAUCGGCAAGAAGAGCUGUCAGGGCCCUCUGGGAGGUAUUGGUGUUAGGGAAGGAGACUUUGGAGAAUCUAAGGUGGAAAGCUGCUUGCGGAAAAGAAGGGGUGCUGACACAGGCAGUUAAGAUGAGGAUAGAGAUGGAGGAGGAAAGAAUAGAUCGCCUUCCUAGUUGGCUUAAACUACAACCUACGGGAUCUGGUCUCAAUGACUCUGGGAUUGAGAGAGAGUGCUUCAAGUGCUUCUAUGACCUUCACCUCUCUGCGGUCACCUGUCGGUGCUCCCCUGACCGUUUUGCAUGCCUCAAGCAUGCAAAACUCUCUUGUUCUUGUGAAGAGGACGACAGAUUUGUGCUUUUGAAGUACGACGUCAAGACGCUGAACUUGCUGGUCGAGGCACUGGAAGGCGGACAGGAAGCCUUGAAGGAGUGGAUAUCCAGAGAGUCGGUUUCUCCCAAGAAAGAAGAGACUUUUUCUUCUGAGGUGGUGCUGUCCAAGUUCCAGCAAGGAAGGAGCCCGGAUACUGUUAUCUCUUAUGAAUCUUUGCUUGGGAAGGACGGAGAGGAGACCAAAAUUGAUUUGAAUACUAUUGAGUCGACCAAAGGAGAGAACGGGCUAUUGGGUGGUGGUUGUAAGGUGUUUGGGGUCGACCUUUCCCUUCAGGAUCAGCACACUCCUGAACAAAAGUCAAAUGGUCCAUUGACCAGUGCAAAUGAAGACAGCUCAGAAGAGAAAUCCUCUUUGACUGGCACGAACUGUUCUGUUAAGAGGUCAAUCCCUUGUGCAGAGCCUAUAGAUUUUGGAUCUAUCAUGAUUGGGAAGCGUUGGUCCUCAAAGCAGACCAUUUUUCCUAAUGGAUACAAGAGUCGCAUCAAUUUCUUUAGCGUGCUCAGUCCCAACAAGAUCUGUAGCUACAUAUCAGAAGUUGCGGAUGCGGGGCUUCUUGGGCCUAUUUUCAAGGUUACGUUGGAGGAAUCUCCUGCUGUAACUUUUGCCGAUGUUUCAGCAGAGAAGUGCUGGGAUUCAGUCGUCCAACAACUAAAGCAGGAAGUUGCUAGGCAGAGCAGCUUAGGAGUACAAGGACUGCCCACAUUUGAUGAAUUGCAGACUGUCAAUGGCCUAGAUAUGUUUGGGUUCUCAUCGCCACAAGUCAUCCAGAUGAUUGAAGCUAUGGAUCCAAACCGUCAGUGCACAGAUUACUGGAACCAGAAAUUAGGCAGAAAUUUUUCGCAAGUCUGUUCCGUCGAUGCAAGUAAGCAUGAACUUGGUGGACCAAACAUGGAGAUUGUUGGGGCGGCAAAGCAAUCAAUUUGAAGGACCAUACUUUCUGCUGUUGCGCGCUUCCUUGGUAGGCAGGCAAGGCGCCACUGACCACAAUUUUGUCCUGGAAUUUCUGGGAGUUGUAUGGAUAAAUAAGGAGAGAUGAGGAUGCUGGUUCAUGAAUCUAACCCGACACAUUCUUUGUUCGUUCAGGCUAGGGUUCGUAGGGCCUAUUCUUUGUAGCUGAACAGGAUCAGUCGAUUGAUCCCGCACAUGCCAUGUGCAUAUACUUGUUCGAAAACAUGCCUUUUUUUCGUGGCCUAACUAGGUAGGUAUUGAUUCUCGACUCAGGAUAUUGGCAUUGCUCAUAGAUAAAAGGUUGUAUUGACACAAAUUCUUUCUAAUACAUGAAAAUGUAGGUAUAAUUUCGAUUCUACUA
This is a messenger RNA of Punica granatum (pomegranate), 3564 nucleotides long. The record is from RefSeq and is a predicted model, not a curated record. Lineage: Eukaryota; Viridiplantae; Streptophyta; Magnoliopsida; Myrtales; Lythraceae.